Messenger RNA from Lindgomyces ingoldianus, 471 nucleotides. RefSeq lists its product as uncharacterized. The coding region runs from base 1 to 471 and encodes 156 amino acids. The transcript is spliced from 6 exons. Lineage: Eukaryota; Fungi; Ascomycota; Dothideomycetes; Pleosporales; Lindgomycetaceae. The record is from RefSeq and is a predicted model, not a curated record.
AUGCGUGCGGAGGAUGGUUGGUUUUUAUCUAUGGAACAGUUGAGCGAGAGAAGAAUUGUUGAGGAACACGAAACCAUGUAUAUAGGUAGGUUCAACAAAUCUACUCCAGAGCAAGUUUUGCAUAAUGCCCCGCUGUCCUACGUAAAGACAACCCUUGCCGUUAUAUUUUUGAGGAUUUUGGCAACAUAUAUUUGGAAAGGGCAUUCCAUAGACAUAUAUUUAAUAAACAUAGAAGAGUACCAGAAAUUCCUGAAGAGCACCUCCCAAAUCAAAAAGACACGCAGGGAAAUGCAAACUUCUGUCCUAUACCAGACCCUAUCGAGGUUCCGUGGUAGGUCCAGUACGUGGUACUCUCAGGUAUCCAAUUUACUUUACGUUCAUUUCUCUACUGACCGGAAGCAUUGGUUCGAAUCCUUCGCAGAGUUGUUCUAUGACUCAAUUAUCAUCGCUAUCAUUACUAACAUUGCAUGA